GUAACUUUGGGCGUUUUCCCCGCCGAUACCUCAGCUCCGUCGCAGCUAACGGACCUUUUACCGCGGGGAUCUAACCGUGUCCUUACCGUUCCCGGCAGCCGCUCUGAAGCCCUCUUCUUUUUUUUUUUUAUUGUUAUUUUUUAUCGCUUUCUGGGUAACGGAGGAGGAGGGACGCGCGGAGAGACUUUCCGACGGAGCGCAGAACUCCGCCGGGCUGUGUCCAUGCUGAGCCGCACACAGGCGCUGUGCUCGCCGUGGCCGGUCUGCGAUGAGCCUGGUGGAGUUUAGGCUGCAGGGCUGCGCGUGCAUCCGGAGGAGGCUGCUGUCUGCGGUCAUGAAGCCGCCCUGCUCCCAUUACUGCUUCCUGUGGUUCCUCCUGCUGCUGGGAGCCGGAUCACUGCUGCUGCUGGUCCGCUUGCAGGACCUCACCGAGACGGUCCUCUGGCAGAGCCCAGGUGUGCAGGUGUUGGAGACUCCCAGGUGGCCCUCAGAGAAGGAAGCAGCAUCAAACAUUGGUGCAGCAGUCUCUCCUCCUGCACGCCGUCUGCAGCCGUCCUCGUCCUCGCUGUUCUCCGACUCACUGCUUGGCUCCAAACAGCCGCUCACCAAACGCCACAGGAAGCUGCUGCUGAAGAGCAGCGUGGCAGCAUCCAGUACCCCCGCGGGCCAAGAGGAGGCGCUGCUGCAGCAGUGGCUGGUGAGGACGCAGAAAUCGCGGCGCCGCCUGCUGACUGAAAUCUGCACCAAAUACCAGCCGGGCGUGGACGGUCAGCCCGUGUCACAGCGGCAGGUGUCACGGAUCUACGUGGAGGAGCGGUCCAGGCUGUUGUACUGCGAGGUGCCCAAAGCCGGCUGCUCUAACUGGAAACGGGUGCUGAUGGUGCUGGGCGGCAGUGCCAAAUCCACACAGGACAUUCCCCACGAUGUGGCGCAUUACGCCAACCACCUUCAACGACUGGACAGAUACAGUCACGCCGACAUCGCUGAGCGACUGCGCUCCUACACCAAAGUGCUGUUUGUCAGGGAGCCCUUCGAGCGCCUCGUGUCAGCGUUUCGGGACAAGUUUGAGAGCCCCAACUCGUACUACCACCCCGUGUUUGGACGCCCCAUCAUCUCUAGGUACCGAGCCAACGCCACACGCACCGCGUUGCGCACUGGUACAGGUGUCACCUUCAGGGAGUUCGUGCAGUACCUGCUGGAUGUGCGGCGGCCUGUGGGGAUGGACAUCCACUGGGAGCCGGUGAGCUCGCUGUGUAACCCCUGCCUCCUGCAGUACAACUUCAUCGGGAAGUUUGAGAGCCUGGAGCAGGAUGCUAACUUCCUGCUGCGCUCCAUCGGGGCACCCGCCAACCUCUCGUUCCCAGACUUCAAAGACAGGAACCCCCUGGCAGAGAGGACUUCCUCCAGAAUCACACAAAAAUAUUUUUCACAACUGAACUCCACUGAGAGGCAGAAGGCCUUCGACUUCUACUACAUGGACUACCUGAUGUUCGGCUACCCGAAGCCUUUCGACGACCUGCACUGAGCCGCCGCCGCACUCAGCUGGUGAUGAGGAAGGAUCUGGAGGAAGAUGUUUUGGAUCUUUUAAUGUGUCCGAGCGGCCAGUUAAAACCUGAAGAGCAGCUCUGAUCCCGCUGCAGACUGAGCGCUGACACAUGGGUGGUAAUGGUGGUGGGUGAUAAUCUGUAUAUUUCAGCUUGUUUUUACCUGUGCAGGUGGAGGUGUAAAAAAGCUUCAGAAAUGAUCUUUAUGUUUGUGUGUCUGUGACCGCCUUCUCUUUAACGACUUCUGUGAAGUUUGUGUUGACUUUUUUCCUCUGAUGCCCGUGCUCUGAGACGUUUGAGCCGUUUCCAGCAGAGGGAGGAGCUCCAGGGUUCAUACCCAGAAAGCUGAGAGCUGCUCCGAGCGACCAAAUUCAAAGCAAAUUCUCAGAAAUGUCCAUUUUUCUAAGAUUAAAGCAGGACUCACGUGGAUGUGAUUCACACUUGAACAGGACGACAUCACGCGUCAUUAAUUUUUAAUUCGUAAUUUGAGAGAAAUUGAACUUCUGAAGCAACGGUGCAUACGUCAGCCAAUCAAAUCACAGUUAGUCAAAUGGUCCUGCACGGCCAUUAGAGAGGCUGAGAUGGUUUGAGCAUGUGCAGAGGAGAGAGAGAUAUACUGAACAAAAAGAGGAAGACCUCAGAGGAGGGUCAUGGAUGUAGUGUAGGAGGACACGCAGAGGGUUGGGAGGAUGGAUGGGGGGGAUGAAGUCAGAUGGUCCACUGUGAUGACCCCAAGAUCCCAAGAAGAAGAUGCAAAUAUCCUGAGAGAGCAGCUUGGUUCUUUGUGCAGUUCAGCAUCGAAAAUGUCGAAGUUCACCGUCCUCCACCAUCGAGCACUGAAGCGAUGCAUCCCUGUGAAUUACGUCGUAGGACUGAGGAGGGAGCCGCAGAACGACUCCGGGAGCCGCCGGUUUCCUGUGAGCAGCUCACUGAGUUUAUUUCUUGCUUUCAGACGAUUUGAAAGAGCAGGUCGACCUUCAGGUCCUGCUCGAGUUUCUCCGAGAGCCUCCCUGAACCACUGAUGAGCGUCCAGCUCUCAGGAGAUUCUGGAUGUUUGUGAGCAGAGAAUAAAACCUUCCUGACAGGUGAGCAGACAGAGCAGGUGAGCUGGAGCAGUGAGGACAGUCAGCUCAGGUUAGUGCCAAAUAUGAAACAGAAGAUUCCUGCAGGAGAAGAGGAGCAGACGCCGUUUAAUGAGCACAAUUUGAAUGUUUUUAAUUCAUCAGUGAGUCAGACACAGAAAACAGAUCAGCUUGUUUUUCACACCUUUUGUGAAAAAUGUGACCAGAACAAACGGAUGCGGUUUGAUUUUAAUAGUUAAUCUGAAUUUAUGACAGGAAUUUUAAAUUUUCCAGGAAACAGGAAGUGUGAAGUCAGCUACAGAGGAACUGAACUCUGGAUUAUUUUAAUAUUUUAACACAGAUGAAACCUUAAAUCUGAAGGACGCUCAGGCAGGUUCAUCCUCACUAUCUCCUAAUCAGGAGGAGGUCAUCUCACCAGCUGCAGGAGGACUCCUGCUAAAGAUCAGCUCAUUUUAAAGAAAGGAUGAAUCAUGUUUGUGUAAUAUUUCCCUGUGAGCAGCUCAGCUCGGUCUGAUCUGAUCUGAACCAUUUACGUCACAGUUCAUCACUCUGUAACAUGGAGGAGGAAGAAAUCCCUCUGCAGCCUGAAAUUUGAGAUGAAGCUGAUCCUGGCUCUAACUUUAUAUCCACUCACAGUAAAAAAGGUAUUUUUCGUUCUUUUAUGGAAGCUCACAGACUGUAUAUAAAAAUGGCUGUUACACCUGCAUUCUUUCCAGUGUCCAGCAGGGGGCGACUCCUCUGGUUUGAUUGUAUUGAGGGUGAGAAAAUGAGCCUCUGACCUCAGUAACACUGACCUGCUGAGUUUCCAGUCUUAGUGGCUAGUUUCAAGUCUUAUGGUCCCAUCAGAGGCAGAAAGGAGCAGGAAGCAAGGGAGGACCUGAGGGUGUAGUGGCUACGUCCUUCUUUUAUAUACAGUCUGUGGGGUGGCCUAGUUUAGCGCUGAAGUUUAAACAUGUCGGGUUAAAGUCAGAGAGGUGCCUGAGACUGCAUCGAGUCCCGUCUAAAGCAUGUUUUCCAACAGGAACACAGGAAGUGAGGAGGCGAUGCUGUAACCAUGUUUGAGGUGAUUUUCAGAGACGACCUCGAAGCCUUAACACUGCCAUCUCACCUGAUGUAUUUA
Molecule: messenger RNA, 3746 nt
Organism: Archocentrus centrarchus (flier cichlid)
Lineage: Eukaryota; Metazoa; Chordata; Actinopteri; Cichliformes; Cichlidae
Product: carbohydrate sulfotransferase 8-like
Exons: 4
Coding region: 269-1525 (418 amino acids)
Biological process (GO): carbohydrate biosynthetic process; proteoglycan biosynthetic process
Cellular component (GO): membrane
Molecular function (GO): sulfotransferase activity
Source: RefSeq, a predicted model, not a curated record